This is a messenger RNA of Callorhinus ursinus (northern fur seal), 1227 nucleotides long. RefSeq names its product X-ray repair cross complementing 2 (gene XRCC2). Gene Ontology annotation, molecular function: ATP binding; four-way junction DNA binding; ATP-dependent DNA damage sensor activity. Lineage: Eukaryota; Metazoa; Chordata; Mammalia; Carnivora; Otariidae. The record is from RefSeq and is a predicted model, not a curated record. Gene Ontology annotation, biological process: DNA strand invasion; double-strand break repair via homologous recombination. Gene Ontology annotation, cellular component: centrosome; Rad51B-Rad51C-Rad51D-XRCC2 complex; replication fork.
AGCGCGUUUGACUGGCUGCGGGACUUCCUCCGUUCGCGGUAAAUGGCGCUAGUGGCGGGAAAGUUGAGUGUCUGGUUAGCCCAGCCUCCGGGGCGAUGUGUAGUGACUUUCGCAGGGCCGAGUCUGGGACGGAGCUCCUUGGCCGACUUGAAGGUAGAAGUUCCUUGAAAGAAAUAGAACCGUAUCUGUUUGCUGAUGAAGAUUCAUCUGUACAUGGUGAUAUUCUUGAAUUUCAUGGUCCAGAGGGAACAGGAAAAACAGAAAUGCUUUAUCAUUUAACAGCACGAUGUAUACUCCCAAAAUCGGAAGGGGGACUGGAAGUAGAAGUCUUAUUUAUUGACACAGAUUAUCACUUUGAUAUGCUUCGGCUGGUUACAAUUCUCGAACAUAGACUAUCCCAGAGUUCUGAAGAAAUGGUAAAAUGCUGCCUCGGAAGGUUGCUUUUGGUGAACUGCAGUAGUAACACCCAGCUGCUCCUCACGCUGUACUCACUAGAAAGCAUGGUCUGUAGCCGCCCUUCCCUCUGCCUUCUGAUCUUGGAUAGCCUGUCCGCUUUUUACUGGAUAGACCGCGUCAAUGGAGGAGAAAGUGUUAACCUACAGGAGUAUACCCUGAAGAAAUGUGCUCAGUUCUUAGAGAAGCUCGUAAAUGAGUAUCGCUUGGUUCUUUUUGCAACAACACAAAGUAUAAUGCAGAAAACCUCAAACUGGACAGAAGGGCCUUCUUCUGCCUUGAACCAUCCGAGUGAGGCAGAUGCGGACUAUAGACCCUAUCUCUGUAAGGCAUGGCAACAAGUAGUAAGGCAUAGAAUAUUUUUCUCCAAACAAGAGGAUUUUAAAACCAGCAACCAGUUUUCUUUGGUUUCACGUCAUUUAAAAAGUAACAGUUUACAAAAGCAUAUUUUUAUUAUUGGAGAAAGUGGCAUUGAGUUUUGUUGAUAGUAUCAUAAAAUAGUGUUUUUCAGGAUAUUAUGCAAAAUUUUAAAAGUCCUUAAUGGGCUAAAAUGAUUUGGUUAUAAAGCUUUAAACUCUGGGAGAAUUAAUAUAAAUGUUUCUACACAGAAUGGAUUUUUUUUUUUUUCCAGAACAGAUUUCUUAAACUAGUACAGUAGAACUUUAUUCUCUUCUUAGGUUGUUGAAGAUAAAUCAAACUGGUGGUAAUAAUUAAACUGUAUAUUAAGCUUGUUUUAAAACUAAAUAAUCUACACAUUGCAGCCUAAAUAAAACG